AUGCCUGCGCUCUGGCUCAGCGGCUGCCUCUGCCUCUUGCUCCUCCUGCCUGCAGCCCGGGCCAACCCCAGGACGCCAGUCUGUGACUGCAAUGGGAAGUCCAGGCAAUGCAUCUUUGAUCAGGAGCUUCACAGACUGACAGGAAAUGGAUUCCGCUGCCUCCACUGCAGUGACAACACUGGUGGCAUUCACUGUGAGAGGUGCAAGGAAGGAUUUUACCGACACAGGGAGAGAGACCGCUGCUUGCCCUGCAAUUGCAACUCCAAAGGUUCUCUUAGCCCUCGAUGUGACAGCGCUGGACGGUGCAACUGUAAGCCAGGUGUGACGGGGGACAGGUGUGACCGCUGUUUGCCAGGCUUCCACAUGCUCACUGAUGCUGGGUGCACCCAAGACCGGAAGCUCCAAGACUCCAAGUGUGACUGUGAUCUAGCCGGCACCUCGGGGCCCUGUGACUCAGGCCGCUGUGUCUGCAAGCCAGCUGUCACAGGAGAGCGCUGUGAUAGGUGCCGACCAGGUUACUAUCACCUGGAUGGGAGAAACCCUGAGGGCUGCACCCAGUGUUUUUGCUACGGGCAUUCAGCCAGCUGCCAAAGCUCUGGAGACUACAGUGUCCAUAAAAUCAUAUCCACCUUCCAUCAAGAUGUUGAUGGCUGGAAGGCUGUCCAGAGAAAUGGGUUUCCUGCAAAGCUCCAAUGGUCACAGCGCCAUCAAGAUGUGUUUAGUUCAGCACGACGAUCAGACCCUGUCUAUUUUGUAGCUCCUGCCAAAUUUCUUGGGAAUCAACAGGUGAGCUAUGGACAGAGCCUGUCUUUUGACUACCGUGUGGACAGGGGAGGCAGACACCCCUCUGCCCAUGAUGUGAUUCUGGAAGGUGCCGGUCUACGGAUCACAGCUCCCUUGAUGCCACGUGACAAGACACUGCCUUGUGGGAUCACCAAAACUUACACGUUCAGAUUAAAUGAACAUCCAAGCAGUAACUGGAGACCCCAGCUGAGUUACUUUGAGUAUCGGAGGUUACUGCGGAACCUCACAGCCCUGAGGAUCCGAGCUACCUACGGAGAAUACAGUACUGGGUACCUCGACAACGUGACCUUGAUCUCAGCCCGCCCCGUCUCGGGAGCCCCAGCACCCUGGGUUGAACAAUGUGUAUGUCCUGUUGGGUACAAGGGACAGUUCUGCCAGGAAUGUGCUUCUGGCUACAAAAGAGAUUCAGCCAGACUGGGACCUUUUGGCACCUGUAUUCCUUGUAACUGCCAAGGGGGAGGGGCCUGUGAUCCAGACACAGGAGAUUGUUAUUCAGGGGAUGAAAACCCCGACAUCGAGUGUGCGGACUGCCCCCUCGGUUUCUACAACGACCCACACGACCCCCGCAGCUGCAAGCCCUGUCCCUGUCGCAAUGGGCUCAGCUGCUCUGUGAUGCCCGAGACAGAGGAGGUGGUGUGCAGUAACUGUCCCCACGGCGUCACUGGAGCCCGCUGCGAGCUCUGUGCCGAUGGCUACUUUGGGGACCCCUUUGGGGAACAUGGUCCAGUGAGACCUUGUCAGCCCUGUCAGUGCAGCAACAACGUGGACCCCAGUGCCCCUGGGAACUGCGACCGCCUGACAGGCAGGUGUCUGAAGUGCCUUCACAACACGACCGGUGCCCACUGCGACCAGUGCAAAGCUGGCUACUAUGGGGACCCCUUGGCUGCCAACCCAGCGGACAAGUGUCGAGCUUGCAACUGCAACCCACUGGGCUCGGAGCCCGUGGAGUGUAGAAGUGAUGGCAGCUGUGUUUGCAAGCCAGGAUUUGACGGCCUCCACUGUGACCACGCAGCAUUAACCAACUGUCCAGCCUGCUACAAUCAAGUGAAGAGCCAGAUGGAUCAGUUUAUGCAGCAACUUGAGAACCUGGAGACCCUGAUUUCGAAGGCUCAGGCUGGCGGAGGAGCAGUACCCGACGCAGAGCUGGAGGGCAGGAUGCAGCAGGCUGAACAGGCCCUUCGGGACCUUCUGAGAGAAGCCCAGAUUUCAGAAGGUGCAAUUAGAUCCCUCAACCUCCAGUUGGCCAAGGCCAGGAGCCAAGAGAAUAGCUACAGGACCCGCCUGGAUGACCUCAAGAUGACCUUGGAGAGACUUCGGACCCUGGGCAGCCAGCAUCAGGACCGAGUUCAGGAUACUCACAGGCUCAUCACGCAGAUGCGCCUGAGCCUGGAGGAGAGCGAGUCUGCCCUGCAGAACACUAACAUUCCUCCCUCAGAGCACUACACGGGGCCAAAUGGCUUUAAAAGUCUAGCUCAGGAGGCCACGAGACUGGCAGACAGCCAUGUCGAGUCAGCCAAUAACAUGGAGCAACUGGUCAGGGAAACUGAAGACUACUCCAACCAAGCCCUGACCUUGGCGCGCAAGGCAGCUGCUGAAGUGGGCAGCAGCGGCAGCCUCCGUGGCUCCGUGGUACAAGAGCUUGUGGGAAAAUUGGAGAAAACCAAGUCUCUGGCCCAGCAGCUGUCGAGGGAGGCCACUCAAGUUGACACUGAAGCAGAUACGUCCUAUCAGCAUAGUCUCCGCCUUCUCAGUUCAGCAACUCAGCUUCAGGGGGUCAAUGAUCAGUCCUUCCAGGUAGAAGCGAAGAGGAUCAGACAAAAAGCUGACUCUCUCUCAAGCCUGGUGACUAAGCGAAUGGAUGAGUUCAAGCGUGUGCAAAGCAGUCUGGGAAACUGGGAAGAAGAAACCCAGAAGCUCUUAGAGGAUGGGAAGAAUGAGAGACAGAAAUCAGAUCAGCUGCUUUCCCGUGCCAACCUUGCUAAAAGCAGAGCUCAAGAAGCACUAAGUAUGGGCAAUGCCACUUUUUAUGAAGUUGAGAACAUCUUAAAGAACCUCAGAGAGUUUGAUCUGCAGGUUGAAGACAGAAAAGCAGAGGCUGAAGAGGCCAUGAAGAGACUCUCUUCCAUCAGCCAGGAGGUUGCAGACGCCAGCGACAGGACCAGGCGAGCAGAAGCAGCCCUGGGGGGUGCUGCUGCCGACGCCCAGAGGGCAAAGACUGCAGCCGGGGAGGCCCUGAAGAUCGCCGGCAAGAUAGAACAGGAGAUUGGGAGUCUGAACUUGGAGGCCAACGUGACAGCAGAUGGAGCCUUGGCCAUGGAGAAGGGACUGGCCACUCUCAAGAGUGAGAUGAGGAAAGUGGAAGGAGAGCUGGCAAGGAAGGAGCAGGAGUUCGACGCGGAUAUGGACGCAGUGCAGACAGUAAUUACAGAAGCCCAGAGAGUUGGCAGCAGAGCCGAGAAUGCUGGAGUCACAAUCCAAGACACACUCAGCACGUUGGAUGGCAUCCUACAUCUAAUAGACCAGCCUGGCAGUGUGGAUGAAGAGGGGCUGAUCUUACUGGAGCAGAAGCUUUUUCGAGCCAAGACCCAGAUCAACAGCCAGCUGCGGCCGCUGAUGUCAGAGCUGGAGGAGAGAGUGCGUUGGCAGAGGGGCCACCUCCGCUCGCUGGAGACAAGCAUAGAUGGCAUUCUGGCUGAUGUGAAGAACCUGGAGAACAUUCGGGACAACCUGCCCCCGGGCUGCUAUAAUACCCAGGCUCUUGAGCAACACUGA
This is a messenger RNA of Rangifer tarandus platyrhynchus (Svalbard reindeer), 3576 nucleotides long. The record is from the annotation of a GenBank genome assembly. NCBI's taxonomy places the organism in Eukaryota, Metazoa, Chordata, Mammalia, Artiodactyla, Cervidae.